AUGGCUGAUCACUUCAGCAACCAUCGUAAUAAUACUGGUGGGAAUUUGGCAUUUUGUAUCGACAUUAUUGGUCAAAAGAUUAGAUCACGAGGAGCAACAGCUUCUCUACCUCCGGGGCCUCGCGGCUUGCCGAUUGUCGGGUACCUCCCAUUUCUCAUGUUCAACGGGAAGAACAUUCCACUUCACCGGCAAUUCACCCACCUCGCGGCCCAAUACGGGCCCAUCUUCAAAAUCCGGGUCGGAAGCCAGCUCCAGGUCGUGGUCAGCUCGCCGUCCCUGGCGAAACAAGUCCUUCGGGACAACGAGUCGAUCUUCUCGAGCCGCGACCUCCCGCUAGCCAUCCGGGUUUGGACCUACGGUGGGCUGGACCUCUCUAGCCUGCCAAUGAGCCAAGACUGGAACUCGAUGCGGAAAGUGGUGCUCAGGGAAGUGCUCAGCAACCCUAGCUUGGACCGGUGUUACGAACUGAGACGGAGCGUGGUGGUGAAGGCACUCAGGGAAUUAGUUAGGAGCGGUGGCAAGCCGGUUGGAGUGUUGGAGUUGGCGAAUAAGAUGGUUGCGAAUGCGACGAUGGCGAUGACGUGGGGAGGAAGGGAUGAUGAUGGUGACGUGGAUAACGAGGAGGCGCGACGAUUGUGUGAAGAGGUGAUGGCGCUAAUGGAGAAGCCCAACGUCUCCGACGUGUUCCCACUUCUUGCGAGGUUUGAUCUUCAAGGGAUUGGGAGGAAAGUGGCGGAGGUGGCUGGACAUUUUGACCGGAUCAUUACCUCCGUGAUUCAGAAACGUUUCGAUGGUAAAGGGUCGUUAAUUAUGGAUGACGGCCGAGAGAUGAAGGAUUUGCUGCAGGUUUUGCUGGAGAAUCGGGAGAGGUCUGGCGCGGGAUCGCCUUUGGCGUCCAUCACCCAAUUCAAAGCCCUUCUUCUGGACAUUACACCGGGCGGGACGGGAAUGGUAGCAACGGUAAUCGAGUGGGCGAUGACGGAGCUACUAAGGUGCGACAAGGCAAUGACCAAAGUCAAGCGGGAGCUAGACGACGUCGUAAGGUUGGAAGGCCUAGUUGAAGAUCACCACCUGAAAAAGCUGGACUACCUGGACGCCGUCGUGAAGGAGACGUUCCGGCUGCACCUGACUGUCAUCCAACGAGAAGCGGUCCAGCCGUGUACCAUCGGCGGGUACGCUAUCCCGAAGAAGGCGAAAGUUAUGAUCAACGCUUGGGCCAUCCACAGGGAUCCACGGCUGUGGGAAGAGCCUUCGGAGUUCCGACCGGAGAGGUUUCUGGACAACGGGAGGCCUCUUGAUUUCGUGGGCAGCAGCAGCGACUUCGUGUACAUCCCCUUCGGGUCGGGUCGGCGGAUGUGCGUCGGGUUUAAUUUGGCUACGAGGCUGCUCAAGUACGUGCUGGCUUCGCUGCUGCAUUCGUUCGACUGGAAGCUGCCGGCCGGCGAAGGAGGGUCGACGGUGGAUGUUUCGGAUGAGUUCACGUUGAUCAUCAAGAAGAAAAAGCCACUGACUAUUGUGCCCACGCCUCGACUCUCUUGUUCGGAUCUGCAUGCAUAA
Linum tenue is the source of this 1557-nucleotide messenger RNA. Lineage: Eukaryota; Viridiplantae; Streptophyta; Magnoliopsida; Malpighiales; Linaceae. The record is from the annotation of a GenBank genome assembly.